AUGGAUCCGCCCCCGAAAUGGCCGCCGUAUAUCCUCGAGCAGUUCAAAUGCAUCCAUCCCGACACGGCAGACGAAUACGAAUUCUACGGCCCAUACAACACACUCCUCAUGGACCUCUUCCCGCCCAAAGAACACUUCCAGGUCUGCCCGCAGCCCGCACAAUCCUUGACUAGUUCCACCGCGACCAAUUUCGCCUUCGUCGUGAAGCACCACGGGCGCCCGGUCUUCUUCCUGCACGUCAAGCCCGGCGUGCACAUUAAGCGCUUGACAGACCGUGUCGAGGCAGACUUGCAGAUGCGGCGGUGGUUCGAGGCGCUCGUGGACGAGUGCAAGCUCCCCGUGCUAUAUAGCGUCAGCGCUCUAGGCACACGCAUCGCUUUCUACUCGUGCGAUCGCGAGACGGGGUACAUCGAUCCGCUUUCGAUAGAGCGCAAUCUUGAUCGGGUUACGGAUACCGCACCGGCAACGCAUUGGAAUGUGGAUGUCCAAACUGGGGCCCCGUUGAUGCAAGAGAGUCUUCGCAGAAUCAGAACGAUGCUCGCAGAAGUGGAGCGGGAAGAAAGGGAGGCGGCAGAAGAGAAUUUGGAUGAAGAGUAA
Molecule: messenger RNA, 597 nt
Organism: Sparassis crispa
Lineage: Eukaryota; Fungi; Basidiomycota; Agaricomycetes; Polyporales; Sparassidaceae
Exons: 1
Coding region: 1-597 (198 amino acids)
Source: RefSeq, a predicted model, not a curated record